Messenger RNA from Puma concolor (puma), 615 nucleotides. Lineage: Eukaryota; Metazoa; Chordata; Mammalia; Carnivora; Felidae. The record is from RefSeq and is a predicted model, not a curated record.
AUGAGAACUGUACCUCAUCUGGGAUUCCAGAUUCUGCUCCGAUGCUAUGAACAGUUCACAAGGCCUUGGGUAGAGCACCCAGGGCACUGGGAGCCAGCCCCACUCGGCGCCAUGGCAUCUGCCGAGCCCCUGACAGCGCUGUCCCGCUGGUACCUGUAUGCCAUCCACGGCUACUUCUGCGAGGUGAUGUUCACAGCGGCCUGGGAGUUCGUGGUGAACUUUAACUGGAAGUUCCCUGGGGUUACGAGCGUGUGGGCUCUCUUCAUCUACGGCACCUCCAUCCUCAUCGUGGAGCGCAUGUACCUGCGCCUGCGUGGCCGCUGCCCACUGCUGGUGCGCUGCCUCAUCUACACGCUCUGGACCUACCUGUGGGAGUUCACCACCGGCUUCAUCCUGCGCCAGUUCAACGCCUGUCCCUGGGACUAUUCCCAGUUCGACUUUGACUUCAUGGGCCUCAUCACCCUGGAGUACGCCGUGCCCUGGUUCUGCGGGUCCCUCAUCAUGGAGCAGUUCAUCAUCCGCAACACCCUCCGCCUCCGCUUUGACAAGGACGCUGAGCCCGGGGAGCCCAGUGGCCCCCUGGCGAUGGCCAACGGCCACGUCAAGACAGACUGA